Scophthalmus maximus (turbot) is the source of this 3068-nucleotide messenger RNA. It is a transcript of the gene ets1, whose product is annotated as v-ets avian erythroblastosis virus E26 oncogene homolog 1. The transcript is spliced from 9 exons. NCBI's taxonomy places the organism in Eukaryota, Metazoa, Chordata, Actinopteri, Pleuronectiformes, Scophthalmidae. The record is from RefSeq and is a predicted model, not a curated record. Gene Ontology annotation, biological process: regulation of transcription by RNA polymerase II; cell differentiation. Gene Ontology annotation, cellular component: nucleus. Gene Ontology annotation, molecular function: sequence-specific DNA binding; DNA-binding transcription factor activity, RNA polymerase II-specific. The coding region runs from base 615 to 1985 and encodes 456 amino acids.
AGAGAGAGAGAGAGAGAGAGAGACAGAGAGAGAGAGAGAGUGAGUGAGUUAGAAAGAACGAGGAAAAGAGGGAGUGUGCCUGCAUGUGUGUGUGUCUCUCUCUCUGUGUGUGUGUGUGUGUGUGUUGUACACAGGUACCGGAGAAAGAGAGGGAACAGAGAGAGAACAGAGAGAGAAGUUGAUUUGUCUUUAUUCAUGUGCGGAAGGGGAAGAAAGAAAUAAGAAAUAGGAGAGAAGAAGAGAAAUUCGGUCCAGUAGAAUAAACCGCGGCGCUGAAGGAAAGAAAGAAAGAAGGAAGGGGGAGAGGGAGAUUUUUGUUCCCCUCUUCUUUAUUGGAGCUUGUUAGAAUAAAAAAAAAGAAAGAAAAAUAAGGGACGCGGCGUUUUGUCAGGACGCGCUGAUCCGAUGGUCAUGACGGCGGCUGUCGACAUGAAACCGACGCUCACGAUCAUCAAGGCGGAGAAGAUGGACGGUCAGGGUUCAGCGACGGGCAGGAAUGCGUGCAGGGGGCGUGCCCCGCCCGGUGGCACAGCAGGAGCUUCAGGCGGGAGGCCGAGCCCGGCUUUCAAGAUCUGAUUCAAAAUGCCGCUUGUUCGCUCGAGCCGGCGCGUUUGAUGCCUCUGCCGAGAGGGAGCCCCUUAUCAGGCAUCUCGCUCCACGCCCGCCCUCGUACAGACACUGUCUACGCACACACGAGGCCAACGUGCCGUACGAGCCACCGGGUUCACUUCCGUGUCGAUCCGGAGUGCGGCGACGUCCCGCUGCUCACACCGGGAAGCAAAGAGAUGAUGUCCCAGGCCCUGAAGGCCACGUUCAGCGGCUUCACCAAGGAGCAGCAGCGGCUGGGGAUUCCCAAAGAUCCGCGCCAGUGGACGGAGAACCACGUGGCCGAGUGGCUCACGUGGACCGUGAACGAGUUCAGCCUGAAGAACGUGGACUUUGACCGGUUCUGCGUGAACGGCGCCGGCCUGUGCGCCAUGGGGAAGGAGCGCUUCCUGGACCUGGCGCCCGACUUCGUGGGCGACAUCCUGUGGGAACAUUUAGAAAUGCUUCAGAAAGAGGAUAUGAAGCACUAUCCCAUCAAUGGAUUGACCUCCAGCUUCCAGGAAUCCCGUUAUACCUCAGACUACUUUGUCAGCUACGGUGUUGAGCAUGCUCAGUGUGUCCCCCCUUCUGAAUACUCAGAGCCCGGCUUCAUCACCGAGUCCUACCAGACGCUGCACCCCAUCAGCUCGGAGGAUCUGCUGACGCUCAAGUACGAGAGCGAGUACCCCGCCGUCAUCCUGCGGGACACGCCCCUCAACCCGCUGCAGGGCGACUACUUCUCCGUCAAGCAGGAGGUGGUGUCGCCCGACAACAUGUGCGUGGGACGCCUCAGCCGAGGUAAGCUCGGCGGCCAGGACUCCUUCGAGAGCAUCGAGAGCUUCGAGAGUUGCGACCGGCUGACGCAGUCGUGGAGCAGCCAGUCCUCGUUCAGCAGCCUGCAGCGGGUGCCGUCGUACGACAGCUUCGACUCGGAGGACUACCCCGCCGCCGCCGCCCUGCACGGCCACAAGCCCAAGGGCACCUUCAAGGACUACGUGAGGGAGCGCUCGGACCUCAGCAAGGACAAGCCCGUCAUCCCGGCGGCGGCGCUGGCAGGAUACACAGGCAGCGGCCCCAUCCAGCUGUGGCAGUUUCUCCUGGAGCUGCUGACCGACAAGUCGUGCCAGUCCUUCAUCAGCUGGACGGGCGACGGCUGGGAGUUCAAGCUCUCCGACCCCGAUGAGGUUGCGCGGCGGUGGGGCAAGAGGAAAAACAAGCCCAAGAUGAACUACGAGAAGCUGAGCCGCGGCCUGCGCUACUACUACGACAAGAACAUCAUCCACAAGACGUCGGGGAAGCGCUACGUCUACCGCUUUGUCUGUGACUUAAAGAGCCUGCUGGGCUACACCCCCGAGGAGCUGCACGCCAUGUUGGACGUAAAGCCGGACACGGACGAGUGAAAGGCAAAAAGGCGGGAGAGCGAGGAACAGGACGUUUAAAGGAGCCACGUUGGACUGGGGGGGGAUUGCGGCUCAUAAAGUGGUCUUAACUGUUUUAAUAGCAUCAGUAAACCUUUUUCUUUUGUGUGUGGGGGGGGGGCAAAAUGUUUUUUUUAAGUCUGGUCAACUCUUGUCUCUCGGACCAUGUUUUAAAAGGAAGGCACAACCCCCCCGAAAAGCCUGUAUUCAUACUCUGUUGCGUUUGAGAUAUGUGGGCGCGCAUGUGCGUCCGUGCGAGUGUUGGUAUGUGUGAUAUAUAUAUGUAUUAUUUAGCAGCUUGAGGCAGACGGAACGCUAUCGGGUAGAGUUAAGGUUCACUUCUGCCUAAGUAGCACAGUGGGGGGGCGGGGGGGGGGGGUGCGGAGGUGCGGAGAGGGACCAGAGGACCAAUGAAAAGAGCAAAAUUUGAAAACGGUUGCCGAAAAUGUAAAAAACAACUAAAAAAACAAUCGAAGAAGGUUUAACGUCUUGUUUUAGAUUGAACGGUAUGUUCACUGUCUCCGGGAGUUUUCAGCUUGGACCAAAAAGUAUUGUCUGUAGUUUAUUUUUCUUUUCUUUUUCUUUUUAAAAGGAGUGUAUGCUUGUGCCAGUAUUAUAUUACUGAUUUUGGGAACCCCCCCCCACCCCCCCCCCCCCAUGUAGACCUCCCGAACAGGCACACACACAUAUAUAUACAUAUGAAGGUAUCGCAGCCUUCUAGAUUUUGGAAAUGUGCCGAUCGCGUCGCCAGGCAACGCUGUGAGACGCUGGUCCUCUGUGGUUUCACAGGGUGUGUGGGGAGCCGGUGACAUUACUCAGAACGCGAGGCCUCUCCUCUCGGUUCGACGAGACGACCGAAAGCAGCCGUUUGCUCUUGAAACCGACGCGUUUCGACCUUCUCCUUUACGUCCAUGUGUUCUGCCACCGCGUUGAGACGCACAUGUUGUGACUGAAACUUUAUGCCUUUUUUUUUUUUCUUCGUUUUUUGCAUAUACACCGCCAGUAUUAGCAAACUGUAGACAAUCUAUGUGUGUGUGUGUGUGUGUUUGUGGGGGGGGGGGGGGG